AUGAGCUCUUGGGUUCUGCACCUGUGCCUCUCACUGGCUCUCUCCCUCCAUGGUGGAGCAUUCCAACCUCUUCCGGUCCAGCCUCCACAGGUUUCGUUUGCCGAGGGGACCACGGCUGUCCUGAGAUGCCCCCUGGAGAGGGGCGAGAUCCAGGACUAUCAUGCCUUCUGGUUCCGGCAGAAGCCAGGCGACCGGCCAGCCCAUAUUCUGAAGCAUCAUAUAGACGGUCAAAUAGAGCGAACCAAUGCAUUCAAUGAAAGAUUUGUGCCCGUCCGGGAUGCUGGAGCCAAUGCCUAUGCGCUGCAGAUCCAGGCCGUACGCACAGAGGACAGCGCCACUUAUUGGUGCGUGGCAGAGAUAAAUCACUUCAACACUUUCGCCUCAGGGGCUGGAACACAGCUCAGCGUCACAGGAGGAAAAUCAGCCAAAGCACCAGCCUCGGUCACCCUCUUGUCCGAUGCCGCUGCCCCAAUGCCCGACUCCCCCAUGCUCCAUGCCUUGUGCCUGGCCAAGCAAUUCUACCCAGGCUUUGUGGAGAUCAAAUGGAGCGCAGCCGGGAAUGCCGUCUCGGAAGGGGUGACGCCUGGAGCGGUGGUCUUGAACGACAAUGGUUCCUAUAGCACCACCAGUAUCCUGUGUGUCCCCCGCAACCUCCUUAGCAGUAACGCCUCUAUCAAGUGCUCGGUGCACCAUUAUUCUUCCGGCGCCAAGGUAGAGAGGAGCCUGGAGCAGCCGUGCUAG
This is a messenger RNA of Eublepharis macularius, 741 nucleotides long. RefSeq names its product Ig heavy chain Mem5-like. The record is from RefSeq and is a predicted model, not a curated record. The transcript is spliced from 3 exons. Lineage: Eukaryota; Metazoa; Chordata; Lepidosauria; Squamata; Eublepharidae. Bases 1 to 741 code for a protein of 246 amino acids. Gene Ontology annotation, molecular function: peptide antigen binding.